GCUCCUGCCUCAAACUUAUAAAGUUUCUGUUUACAGCUGUUUUCUAGUUCUGCUGUCAUUUAUUUGUUUUAUUUCAAUGACAUUAACAGAAGCAUUACGACACGUCAUUGUACCUGAGUAUAAAAACAAUAAAGAUCAUUCAAAUCUGACUUCAGUAAAAUCAUCACAGCAGUCUGACGCGCUGAACCAACUUCAGCAGCUACAGAGAAGCUGCUUUGUUUCAAACAGGCUGUGAAUCUGCUGCCUGAGCAACGGUAACUAAGGGGCGGGGCGAGACGCCGUGACAUCGCGAGAACACUCCGCGGGAUCCCGCAGCGCUCCUGUAUCUCAGCCUGAAGAGCUCCGAGACCAGAAUCCAGACUCAGUCCAGGACAACACGGUCCACCAGUCACAGCGGAGACCUGCAGGACGAUGGAGAACCAGAACCCGGACCACAGGAGCCAAACAGCAGCCUCGUGCUCUGAUAGCGCCGAUGUUCAGAAACGGGGAGGAAGAGAGGGACUCAAACGUCACCACUGUCAGCACUGUGACAAAUACUUCACAAGAUCUGGAUAUUUAAAGACUCAUCAGAGACUUCACACUGGAGAGAAACUGUACUGGUGUGAACAAUGUGGUAAACCUUUCACUCAGUCAAGUAACCUAAGAAUCCACCAACGUGUUCACACUGGAGAGAAACCGCACUGGUGUGAACAAUGUGGAAAAACUUUCACUACAUCAGGUCACCUAAAAAACCACCAACUUGUUCACACUGGAGCGAAACCGCACUGGUGUGAACAGUGUGGGAAAACCUUUACUCGAUCAAGUGGCCUAAAAGAUCACCAACGUGUUCACACUGGAGAGAAACCGUACAGCUGUGACCAGUGCGGGAAAACUUUCGCUCAAUCAGGUUACCUAAAAACCCACCUGCGUGUUCACACUGGACAGAAACCGCACUGGUGUGAACUGUGUGGGAAAACUUUUGCUCGAUCAGGUAUCCUAAAAAAGCACCAACGUGUUCACACUGGAGAGAAACCAUACAGCUGUGACCAGUGUGGGAAAGCUUUCACUUGCAGUCGUUCCCUAAAAAGACAUAAAAGCAUUCACACAGCAUCGUUUUAAGCUAGCUCUUUCCUCCUUCCUCUCCUCCUCAGUACAACCACCUGUGUAAUGUGAUUGUGCUGGACUAACAUCAUGUAAUGACAACCAAGAAGUUGGAUUUGCUGAAAGAGUAACUACACACUAGGGCCUGACCGAUAUGGGUUUUUGGGGGCCGAUGCUGAUAUUAAAAUUAAAAAAAAUAUAUUUAGAUUUUUACAAUUACAUGUUUCAACGUAACAUUAAACAGACUGCUGUGACACAGGAGGAAGUGAAAAACGGGAGCAAGUCAUAAACGUUUUCAGGACAGGAGAGGUGAUUUUAUUAUUAUUUAAGUCAAAUGAUUAACGUGAAAAAAACUGGUAAGACGGUAACACGGCUACGUUCCCUUCUUGUUACUGUGUGCUCCAGAAGACUCCGGUCAGCUGAUUGUUUUCUAUUGUGGUGUACCAGUGUUUUGAACAACGAAGCUGCAGAGUGCCCUCUGUUGGGCAAAAUAUGCAACAACCAUGAUGCGAGUGAAGGAUCUGACUGUUUUUUAAUAGUCCAAAAAUCACCAAUGCCAAUUUAAAUGCCAUUAGCUCAUAUCGGCGUGCUCUAAUACACACCCUGCUUCUGCGAGCUCCUUGUAGAACCCAGUAAUGUAGUCACUUCCUGAUGUCAUAACUCCCAAUAAUGUAAUAAAAACUAACAAUGAUGAUAUUUUAGAGUUUGACAAAAUGUAUAUAACUCAUCUGGCGUGUAUUAAUUCAGCGUCCAAUGAAAAGCUUUGUCAUUUUUAUGAUGCCACCGGAGUGUAGUGUUUCUGGGGUCCGACCGGACCUCACUGAUUAUUGUACAAGAACAAAAACACAUUAUUAACUGAUUUUGGUGAAACUGGAUCAAAUUAGAUGGAGAACAAUAUUUCCUUGUUCUCCCUUUGAUGUCCCCCGGUUGCCCUGCCUAUCUGUGAUUUACAUAGUUUGCUGAUGAACAGAUAGUUUUACUUUUUGUUAAAGUAAAGGCUAACUGCUACUAGCUGCUGUUAGUUAGCCCAGUUAGCUGUCAUUUUAGCGGGCUCUGCCUGGACUGGGAGCUCAGAGCACUGGGGGAGUGUUUACCGGUACACUUCUAAUGUUACUCAAGCAAUGGAAGUUUUCAGGCCGGGGGGUUUGUAAAGUUUAUGGCAUACAUUAACGGGAGGUUAUUAUUUGCAGAACUAGAUAAUGUAAAAAUCUCCCAAUAUAAAAAGGGAGCAGCGCUCCAGCUUUCGGACAAAUAAACACCCGUGGUCGAGCUGGAUUCUGCUCUGACAUCUAUGUCGUUUGCUCGCUGGAGGAGUAAUAGUGUUGUUGUUGUGUAGUUGUGUUUUUUCGCGUUAUCGCGUUGUGCAUGAACACUCAAGCAGUUGCCUAGGGAUAAAACCCUCACGAGGAGAGCGUUGCAUGGAUUAAAUUCGCAUUUGGUCUGAAUGCUGCAUUAGGAGCAGCCAUGAGCAGCUGCUGCCAGACUGUCCGUGCUCCGCUGGAGCUUUGAUCGUCACUAGAAACACACUCAUGGCAUCACAGUACGGAGGCUUGAGUUUAGACUCAUUUAUUACAGAUGUGUUCCUUAAGGUCAAGAAUGAAAUAUUGUUUCUCUGAGCUUCAUGCAUAUUUUCUUGUUGUUGUGUUGUAGUUGAACAUAUUUUCCUCCUCUGUGGAAUUUUCAUUUAAUCUUUAUUUUAUAUCUGUAUACACUGUUUUUAUUUUCUUUUGAUUCUACUUUGUGUCAACACAUAUCAAUGAUACUUUUAUUUUCUUGUCUUGACUGUUUUUAACCUUUUUUGUUAUGUAUAUUCAAUUUGAUUCAAAUCUAUUUCUCAGAGAAUUUGAAUAUCGUGGAAAAGUUAAUUUGUUCCUGUAAUUUUAUGUGAAACUUUCAUAUAUUGUAGGUUCAUUACCCAUAAAGUGAAAUAUUUUAGACCUUUUGUUUUAAGCUUGAUUACAGCUAAGAGUUAAUGGAAAUCCAUACUGUAAAAUCCUAGAAUAAAGAAUGUAUAAUAUU
This is a messenger RNA of Micropterus salmoides (largemouth bass), 3099 nucleotides long. RefSeq names its product zinc finger protein 239-like. NCBI's taxonomy places the organism in Eukaryota, Metazoa, Chordata, Actinopteri, Centrarchiformes, Centrarchidae. Bases 412 to 1098 code for a protein of 228 amino acids. The transcript has 2 exons. Gene Ontology annotation, molecular function: RNA polymerase II cis-regulatory region sequence-specific DNA binding; DNA-binding transcription factor activity. Gene Ontology annotation, biological process: regulation of transcription by RNA polymerase II. The record is from RefSeq and is a predicted model, not a curated record.